AUGGCUGAAUUUAAGCUCUCUUACGAGUCACAGCUGGAUGCCUUCCACCCCUCCUACCGCUGGGAAACUCAUGACCCGAAAGACUGGAAGGCAGCUGCCUUCAAAGGCCCCGGAUUACCAGUCCUAGGAAAUGCCGUUGCCGGUGCCGUGGGAUCGGCCAUUUCCAAUGUUGUUGUGUAUCCGCUGAGCGUCAUUGUCGCCCGUCUCCAAACCCAGCAAAAGAAGGACAAGUCGAAGGACGAGUCGAGCGAGGACGAGGAAUACACCGAUAUCGUUGACGCUGCGUACAAAAUUUACCUCGAGCAGGGAAUUGCAGGGUUUUACCCCGGCCUGGCACAAGAUACGUUCAAGACAGUCUUGGACUCGUUCCUCUUCUUCCUGGCAUACAACACAGUCCGACAAAGGAGAAUAAUCGCGCGCGUUGGGGGGGUUAAAGCGGCCAAAAGCAAAAAUAUCGUACUUCCAAUCUUUGACGAGCUCGCAGUGGGGGUGGUGGCGGGUUCGUUCGCGAAGCUAUUCACCACGCCGCUGGCAAACAUUGUCACACGGAAGCAGACCGCAGCGCGCAAGGGAGGGGACAAUGAUCUAUCGACUAGCGAUAUUUCCGCGAAAAUCAAGCGUGAAAAAGGUAUACGCGGCUUCUGGUCUGGAUACUCGGCGUCUCUAAUCUUGACGCUCAACCCAUCUAUCACGUUCUUCCUGAAUGAGGUCUUGAAAUACGCUCUGGUGCCGCGGUCGAAGCGCGAACGACCUUCUGCAGCCAUUACAUUCUUAUUGGCUGCUCUGAGUAAGUCGGCGGCUUCAUCGAUUACCUAUCCUUUCUCGCUGGCCAAAACGAGGGCACAGGCCUUGGGAUCUGCCCAGGUCUCUGCGGAUGGGAAGACGUCGAACCCGUUGUCAACCCUUACGCCCAAGAUCGUUUCUACUGUUGGAACUAUUGCUCGAACUGAAGGAGUCUCUGCACUCUACGCGGGGCUUCCAGGCGAAGUCCUAAAGGGAUUUUUCUCUCAUGGAUUCACCAUGCUAGUAAAGGACGCCGUGUAUGCAACUAUCGUCAAGGUGUACUACCUCAUCCUGCUAUUGUUCCGCCGCUACCCUUCUCCAGACGAACUGAUCCAGCGUGCGCGAGAGCAAGCGGAGGAAUUCAGUGAGGUUGCACGAGAAGGAGCCCGCGAUCUAGCAGAAAGAACAAAAAAGGGUGCCGAGGAAGCCCUUAGCAGCCAUUCUGGUAAUGUAACUGUUGACAUGACCUCCAACUCUGCUGCUGCUGCUUCCGCAGCGAAGGAUACCAGCGCUGGACAUGGCGUGGACGCAUCGUCCGGUUUGAAGGUGCCCUCUCUUCCCGAUGAGGUUAACGAGACGGCUGAGCUUGUUGGUGACUACGUUGAGGACGAGACGGCGGAGUGGAAGAGCUUUUAUCACUGGUUCUGGGAUAAGGAACGAGGGCAUGAGGAAUAG
This is a messenger RNA of Penicillium argentinense, 1458 nucleotides long. Its product is annotated as putative mitochondrial carrier protein. The coding region runs from base 1 to 1458 and encodes 485 amino acids. The record is from RefSeq and is a predicted model, not a curated record. The transcript is spliced from 2 exons. Lineage: Eukaryota; Fungi; Ascomycota; Eurotiomycetes; Eurotiales; Aspergillaceae.